AUGAAUACUCAGGUGAAGCAAUCGAUGUCUUGGAUCAUGAAGGCGAUACUGCACUUGAGGGACGAGGCUAUGAAUGUUCAGGGAUUAAAUGGUAUUAUGGCACAACCGAGUUUCUGCACGCGUAAAGUGUAUAACCUUCUUCGCGAGUAUGGGCCGGAUGUUGGUUGGAGGAAGGUUAUGAUGGCGAACACUGCGAGGUCUCGAUCGGUGCAACUGUUAUGGGUUGCGUGCCAUGAAAGAAUUCCAACGAAAGCGAGACUGGUUAGGCUUGGUCUACUGGAUAAUUCUGCGUGUGUGUUUUGUAGUGAAGUGGAAACCAUGGAACAUCUCCUUUUUUCCUGUCAUGCUACAAGAACAGUCUGGGAACAUAUUUUAAAGUGGCUGGUUGUAGAUCAUAGGUCUGAUUCCUGGAAUAGUGAAAUUGCGUGGAUGAACCGGCAAUGUAAGAAGAAGGGCAAUAAGAGUAGGAUUCUCCUUUGUGCUUUCACAGAGACGAUUUAUGAAUGUUGGUGGUAUAGAAACCAAGCUUGUUUUGGGGAGAAACCGAGUGAAAUGACUGUGGUCUCUAGGAUUAUAGAUGCUACGGUGUACCGGUGUUGGGCUAAACCGAAGUUGCGUACUACGUUGAGUAGAAUUCUUAUGCCUUAG
Messenger RNA from Vicia villosa (hairy vetch), 648 nucleotides. RefSeq lists its product as uncharacterized. NCBI's taxonomy places the organism in Eukaryota, Viridiplantae, Streptophyta, Magnoliopsida, Fabales, Fabaceae. Bases 1 to 648 code for a protein of 215 amino acids. The transcript has a single exon. The record is from RefSeq and is a predicted model, not a curated record.